Molecule: messenger RNA, 7208 nt
Organism: Pezoporus flaviventris
Lineage: Eukaryota; Metazoa; Chordata; Aves; Psittaciformes; Psittacidae
Gene: COL22A1
Product: collagen type XXII alpha 1 chain
Exons: 66
Coding region: 714-5558 (1614 amino acids)
Source: RefSeq, a predicted model, not a curated record
GGCUGCUCUCUAUAGCAAAAGCAGGUGGCAAUAGCCUUUCUAGCGAUGGCACCAGGAAAUAAUUCAAGUCACAGCGUAAAAGCCACUGACCUCUGAUUGCCAGAUAGCAAAUUUAAUUAAAUGGGUAUCUGUAAAUACUGGUGUAUUCCCGAUACUGGGACCAGCACAGAGAUUGGUGUGUCUGUCUGCAGAUAAAAGGGAUGUUAAGAAGUUCCUGUGUGCUGCCCUGGGCCAGGCAGGAGGUGAAGGCAGACGCUGCCCAAGCAGUAAUCAUGGGAGGCACCGCAGCAGGGAUAGCCCUUCGUUACCGUCCUUCUCUUCUGCAUUUGUGGUGGCUGUGAGGCUACUUUGGUCCCUGGGAGGGGUAGAGUAGAUCCCAAGUUCUGCCCACAUCCUGCCAGUCCCUGCCUGUUUUCUUGCAGGGCUGUAGCCUGCAGAAAUGCAUUCCUCUGCAUGGGACAGAACUCACAAAUAAGGAAUGCUCCCUUCGCUGUGAGAUUCACACUAGGCAAAGGCAAUGCUCCUAUUUAUAACCUGUGGUUGAAGGGAAGUCUCUCAUUAAGAGUUGACAUACUAACUGUUGAAUGGAUUUAAAUGCUUUGGUAACAUUUAUUUCAAGAGCCUGUCCUCUGCAGAAAGGCUACGGAUUGGAUUUCUAAAGAGCUUCUCACCACAGAGAACAGACAGACUAAUGUGAGAAAGGAGAUACGGAGAUGUCCAUGAUGGGAAGAUGCUGUGUGCCCCAUCUCCUGGUUCUUCUCACAUUUGUGUUCAGCGGGGAGCGAAUUGAGGCACAAAGAGCAGGUUGCAAGAACGUUCACUAUGACCUUGUCUUCCUCUUGGAUGCCUCCUCCAGUGUUGGAAAAGAGAAUUUUGAGAAAGUUCGGCAGUGGGUGUCUAAUUUGGUGGAAACUUUUGAGAUCGGCCCAGACAAAACCCGUGUCGGUGUGGUGCGAUACAGCGAUCGUCCGACCACAGAGUUUGACCUGGGGAAGUACAGAACCCGUGAGGAAAUUCAAGCAGCUGCACGAAACAUUAAGUAUUAUGGGGGUAACACCAAUACUGGAGAUGCUCUCAGGUACAUCAACACCUACAGCUUUUCCAAAGAAGCUGGUGGGAGACUUAGCGAUCGAACUGUUAAAAAAGUGGCCAUCCUUUUGACUGAUGGAAGGAGCCAGGAUCAUGUCUUGGAUCCCGCCAGUGCAGCCCAUCAGGCUGGGAUUAGGAUCUUUGUUGUGGGUGUUGGUGAAGCCCUAGAAGAGGAACUUGAUGAGAUUGCUUCAGAGCCCAAGUCUGCUCACGUGUUUCAUGUCUCCGAUUACAACGCCAUCGAUAAAAUCCGGGGGAAGCUGAGAAGACGUCUCUGUGAAAAUGUCCUUUGUCCAAAUGUCCAUGUGGAAGGAGACAGAUUCAAACACACCAGUGGGGGGACUGAUGAGAUUCCAGGAUUUGACCUUAUGGAUUCAUUCAGCGUUAAGCAAAUUUUUGGCAUGAAAGAAAAUGGAAUUCAGAGUGCUUAUGUUCGACUUGGAAGCUUUCCUGUUGUUCAGAAAACUGAGGAUGUAUUUCCCCAAGGUCUCCCUGAUGAAUAUGCCUUUGUAACUACCUUCAAAUUCCGGAAGGCUUCCAGGAAAGAAGACUGGUAUAUUUGGCAGAUUAUUGACAAGUACGGCAUACCACAGGUCUCGAUCCGGCUGGAUGGAGAGAACAAAGCUUUAGAGUACAACGCUGUUGGGCUCACCAAGGACGCUGUGAGAGUGGUCUUCCGCAAUGAACGAGUCAGUGAUCUGUUUGACCGCAGCUGGCACAAAAUUGCCCUCAGCAUUCAGUCAAAGGCUGUCUCACUCUACAUAGACUGCAGACUGGUGCAGGUGUUGCCUAUUGAAGACAGGGAAAACAUCGACAUUCAAGGAAAGACUGUGAUUGGCAAACGCUUGUAUGAUAGUGUCCCCAUUGAUUUUGAUCUUCAACGGAUGGUUAUUUACUGUGAUUCUCGGCAUGCUGAGCUGGAGACCUGCUGUGACAUUCCCUCUGGACCAUGCCAGGUCACGGUCCUGACUGAAGCACCUCCAGCGGAAGUAAGGCCCACUGUUGGUAGCGAGCAAGUUGGCCACCUCAAGACAUUCAACUGCUCCUGCCCUGCUGGACAAAAGGGGGAGAGAGGUCCAAUUGGCCCUGCAGGUCCUAAAGGUCAAAAGGGAGAAAGUGGCACCCAAGGGCUUCCUGGGCUCAGAGGAGAAAAAGGAGAGUCAGGUAGAAUCUAUGGCAGAGGAGAAAAAGGAGAGAAGGGUGAAGAAGGGUCCCCCGGCUUUCCUGGACUGAAAGGGGAUAAAGGAGAAAAAGGGUUCCUGGGCCCACCUGGCCUCCCUGGGAAGGAUGGAGCAAAAGGAGAAGCCGGUGAACCAGGACAACCAGGAGCAUUUGGACUGCCAGGGCCAGCAGGUCCAAAAGGAUCCGAGGGAAAGCAGGGUCCUCCAGGAAUUAAAGGCUAUGUGGGUGCACCGGGUCUACAAGGAGAAAGAGGAGAAAAGGGAGCACGAGGAGACAAGGGAGAGCGAGGCCUAGAUGGGUUCCCUGGAAAGCCAGGUCUGGAGGGAAAACAGGGCCCUGCUGGAAGCCCCGGCCCUCCAGGUGCCAGUGGAACCAAAGGAGAAAAGGGUGAACCAGGACCUCCAGGAUUACCUGGCUCUUUAGUACAUAUUGAAGGCCUAAAAGGAGAGCAAGGAAUGCCUGGGCCACGAGGACCACAAGGCCAACCUGGACUUCCUGGACCUCCAGGAGAGCCUGGUCUGGAAGGCAAGCCUGGAAUCCCUGGUGUACCAGGUCCAAGGGGUAAAAAGGGAGAACCAGGAUUCCCAGGAAUCAACGGUCUGAUAGGCCCUCAGGGACCUCCAGGGCCCCCAGGCGUUGCUGGACCUCCUGGAGCACCCGGAGCACCAGGGCUUCCAGGAGAGAUUGGAGUUUCUGGUAAAACUGGAGCACCGGGACCACCUGGGUUGCCUGGCAAAGAUGGAUUCAAUGGGCUUCCUGGGCUUCCAGGUCAAAAGGCAAAACAAGGGGAAAAGGGUGAGGAAGGCUUUCCUGGAAAACCUGGCUCUAAGGGUGAACCAGGGAGCCAUGGCCAACCUGGAGAGCAGGGUGAAGCAGGUUUUCCUGGUCCUCAGGGUUUACCUGGGCUGAAAGGAGAAAAAGGAAACCAGGGAGAAAAAGGAAAAGAUGGCUUCCCAGGUUUGAAGGGUGAAAGAGGAGUAAAGGGUGACACAGGUUCCCCUGGGCCCCCAGGCUUACCUGGAACAACAGCCUUCUUCACCCCACACCCCAGGAUUCCUGGUGAACCUGGACCAAAAGGGGAGAAAGGAGAUCGAGGAACAAGCGGAGAACCUGGAUUACCUGGGAUUCCAGGUGAAAAAGGUGCCCCAGGACCUGCAGGAGCAGAGGGCACAAAGGGGCAGAAAGGAGCCCGAGGAGAAACCGGAGCCCCUGGAGAGACUGGUGUGACUGGACCAGCAGGACCCCCAGGUCCAAGAGGCUUACCAGGAAAUGUGGGUGUGCCUGGACACCCAGGGCUACCAGGAAAAGAAGGAGAAAAAGGGGAAAAGGGUGAUCCUGGAAAAGAAGGAAAAAUGGGUUUACCUGGUCCGGCUGGUGAGCCAGGGCGUGCUGGGGAGCCGGGUUUACCUGGUAAGGGUAAAGAUGGAGAGCAGGGGCAAAGAGGCCCUCCAGGCUUGCCAGGACCCUUUGGACACAAGGGUGAGAGGGGACCUCCCGGCCUCCCUGGACAGCCAGGAGACAGAGGUGCUCCAGGAGUUGGGCUGGCUGGACCCCCUGGCCCAGUGGGACCUCCAGGAGACAAAGGGUCAUUGGGUCCCCGUGGUGUACCUGGUAUCCCUGGACCACAGGGCCCGCCUGGCCAGGAUGGUCUACCUGGAAAUCCAGGGGAAAGAGGACCUCCUGGAAAACCAGGCUCCCCACCCCUGCUCUCUCCAGAGGACAUAAAUCUCUUAGUAAAGGAUGUGUGUGCUGAAUGCCCUCCUGGCCCACCAGGAUUGCCAGGCAUCCCAGGUUUCAAAGGUGAUAAAGGUCUCCGAGGACCACCAGGGAGAGACGGCCAGGAUGGGAAAGUGGGGAACGCUGGUCCCAGAGGUCCUGCAGGCCCACCUGGGCUUGAUGGCCCAAAGGGUGCUAAAGGAGACCGUGGAAUGACUGGGGAUACGGGAGAAAAAGGUGAACAGGGUCACCCUGGAAUGCCUGGCUUCUCAGGGGCUCCUGGAAACCCUGGUCCACCUGGCCCAGAUGGAGCACCAGGACCAAUAGGACCAGCAGGAAACCCAGGAGACACAGGUAAAGAUGGCCCUCCAGGUCCACAGGGCCCACCAGGAUUGCCUGGACUUCCAGGCAUUGCUGGGAAUGAUGGCAAGGAUGGCAAGCCAGGAUCUCUUGGGGAACCGGGAAAGCCUGGAGAACCAGGUCUUCCAGGCCAGGAGGGUGCCAGAGGCUUACCAGGUUUCAAAGGACAAAGAGGAGAUACAGGUCCUCCAGGACCCCGGGGGGAGCCAGGUGUGAUAGGCCCUGCUGGUCGUGAGGGGCCACCAGGGAAGGAUGGUGAUACUGGCCCCAUAGGACCACAGGGCCCUCGAGGACCCAGAGGGCAGCCGGGCAAGAAUGGAUCACCCGGAUCUGCAGGAGAACCUGGCCCAGCAGGUAACCCAGGUCCCAAAGGAAAUAAAGGAGAAAGUGGCAACCCAGGACUACCUGGCUUCAUAGGACCCCGAGGACCACCUGGAGAGCCAGGAGAGAAGGGUCCUCCUGGAAAAGAGGGUGCACCAGGGAAAACAGGGGAAACUGGCUCCAAAGGAGAGAGGGGAGAGCCAGGAAUCAAAGGUGAAAAAGGCCCUCAAGGAGAAAAAGGCCCUCCAGGUGAUCCUGGGAUACCUGGUCACAAAGGCCAUCCAGGACUGAUGGGUCCCCACGGACCCCCGGGAGACACUGGGCAGGUUGGACCUCCUGGUCCUCCAGGACAACCAGGAUUUCCAGGACCAAGGGGGGAGUCCCCAUCUCUAGAGACUUUGAGAAGGCUCAUCCAGGAGGAGUUAGACAAGCAGCUUGAUGCAAAGUUAGCCUAUCUCCUGGCUCAGAUACAGCCUGCACAUGUCAAAGUGUCCCAUGGCAGACCAGGACCUCCUGGUCCCCCCGGGAAGGAAGGACUCCCAGGAAGAACUGGCCCUCCAGGAGAGCCUGGCCGGCCUGGACAGACUGGGUCUGAAGGGCCACCUGGACCUAUUGGUCCCAAAGGAGAAAGAGGAGCAAAGGGUGAUAAAGGAGACACUGGUGUUGGCCAGCGAGGGGAAAUAGGUCCUCCAGGAAUUCCAGGUCUCCCAGGGGAGCCUGGCUAUGCCAAAGAUGGGAUGCCAGGACCACCAGGCCCUCAAGGUGAAGCUGGUGUGCCUGGUCUCAAGGGUCCACAGGGACCUCCAGGAGCUAAUGGACAGUGUGACCCCACACAAUGUGCUUACUAUGCAAGCCUGGCUGCCAGACCUGUCAACAUCAAAGGGCCAUAGCAUGCAGGGGUUAUUCCCAGACUUGUCUUUGAAACUUGAAUUCAUCCCACCUGCCAAGAGCUCUCAGAUGCCUUCAACUGUGUUUCUUUCAUAGGAGGCCUUCUAAAGCCAACAAAUGCUGCCGGUCGGUCAGAUUAUUUUUAUGAAUUAUAAUAAUAAUAAUUAUUAUUAUCUUUGAUGUGAUAUGUGAAUUUGUUUUUUGUUUCCUCUAGCAUCAGGGCAUAUUAAAACAUUAAAAGUAAGUGAAUUUUCCUCUUUUGAAGAGCAUAUAAUACCAAUGCAUUGUGUAGCUGUUUAUGCAAAGCCAUUCCAAUGUCAACAAUUUGUUAUCUUGGUUACCUCUUUCCGAAGCUUUACCCCUCACCCUUGAAACUGCAAUCAAAUCCUGUAUCCCAUGACAUUAACUGUGAGACACAGGUUCAUCACAGGCUUGUUGGUGCUUUUUGCCUCUCACAUGGAGGCGAGGUAGGUAAAGCCUUGCCAAAGCUGGAAAAGAGGUCUCCAGUAUGUUCACCUCACAAUGGACAGUUAUGAGUUGCCAGUGUGUGUUUCCCAAAAGAUCCUUAUUAAAUGGAAUAUUCUUCUGCCCAUAAAUGAAUCUGUAUACUAUUGGAGAUCUUUUUAAUGGGACCAUGUGUGAUCUCACACUAAGACCUGAAGAGACCACAUAGAUGAUGUAAACCUCCUUACUGCUCCUUGUGCAAGAACUUCAAUACUCAGAUGGUUUAGUCCUACCAGAUGGAGCUUAAAUUCCUUCUGUUGUGGAGAUGCAUCUGCAAAAAGCUUCCAUGAUGUCCCCUAUCAGCUCAGGGAUGCCAAAUCCCCCGUUCAUUGUCAGUGCACACACCGCUCCCUUCCACUGCUUCACCCAAAAAUCAGCCAGAGCAGCACAGGAAGACCCCUGGUGUUAAUCUCAGGAAGCCAAGUGUGACCUAACUCACCAUUUUGAAUGAUCCACUACAAUAAUUUGGCAAGAUGAUGUUUUAGAGGGUAGGUAAAGAAUUGCAGACUGUUUGAGGACGAGGUUGGUCUCUGAUGAGAGAGUCAGAGCAAAGAGGUGUUGAGAAACCUGGAGGAAACUGUGUUUGAGGGCAAAAGCAAUACAUCAGACCCACAUCCUUUUCCCCUGUCAGCUAAUUGCCAAAAUCAACCUGAGAAUACAAAGAAAGUAGAGGGGAUGGAGUCUGAAAAGCCCAGAUUUAUGGGCCAGCCAACAAAGCAGCUGCAGCUUCAAAACUCUUCUGUACAAAGCAGUUUGUAGUGAGAGAUGAGAGCGAUGAACCUGACACAGGCAUUUAGUGCUGAAUGUGUCUGGAAAUCUCAUCAGGUCUUUUGGAGACAGCAGAGAGGCACCCUGCCCUGCUGGCACAUUCAUAUGGCAUGGUGCUUCCAAGCUGGCUAAGCCAAGCAGAAGCCACAGAUGUCUGUAACCAUCCCAGAGUCAGACCCUGAGGCUAAAGCCCAGAUAUAACAUUUUGCCAGCCUUGGAGUCUUUUUUUCACCCAGUAGCAGAUAAAAUUUGCCUCUUCUUUACUGAAAAAUGAAAUAACAUGUUCUCAUGUGAGGGUUAAACAAAGUCUUUACUGUGUAGCUCUUAAUGGUGCUAUUUUUGCUAUUUCCUGUGCAAAUAAACUCUUUGAUUUGAUUUUA